CUGUUGCGUGUUCAUAGAUAUCGAGGUGCGCGUGCAGUAGCAGUGUUUAUUAUAGUCCAUACCUGUGUUGUUUAUCAUGAAGAAUAUGACGUUCAGACGUGUUAAGGACAGCGGUGACAUUUACUUUUCAUCCUCUAAAUCGGAUAGUUAUAAAAGCAUGGAUUUCCCAUCGGUCUCAUCGGAUGUUUAUGAUUAUAAAACCCUGACUUAUUCCGGAGGGACGCUGCCGAGAAACUUUAAGAAGAACGCAGGACUGCAGAAGUGGAAGCCCCUCACGCUGCCACCAGAGCCUGAAAGGAAAACGGUCCUCUUGGAGAAGAAAGAGGACGAAUCGUUCGGCUUUGAGCUUCAGACGUACGGGCUGCACCACCAGGAUGAAAACUCUGUGGAGUUGUGCACGUUCGUCUGCAAAGUCCACGAGGACAGUCCGGCGAAACUCGCCGGUCUUAAAGUUGGCGACACCAUCGCCAGCAUCAACGAAACCUCCGUGGAAGGAUUCCGCCACAGGGACAUCGUCCAGCUCAUCAGAUCGUCCGGAGACAGCGUGAGGUUGGAGAUGGUGUACAGUGACACUAUAAGGAAAGCAGAACUUGAAGCCCGCCUGCAGUUUUUAAAGCAAAGCCUGCAUGAGAAGUGGGACGAGUACAGAUCUCUGAUGGUGCAGGAGCAGAGACUCGUCCACGGCAUCGUGAUGAGCGACGUAGCCGUGUACGAGUCCCUGGAGUCGGCCGGGUUGUACGGCAGCCUGGGCACUCCGAGCCCCCUGUCCGCUCGCUCGCUCCGUCUCACGGGCAGCACCAACAGCAGCGCCAGCCACCUGAGCGAGGACGACCCGCUCUACCAGACCUGCAUCUACCAACCCGGCAACAGCAAAGCAGACGGCGAUGACGUCAGCGACGGCUCCGUCACCCUCGAGGACAAACCUCAGCGCACACGUAACCGGCUGCUCCGGCCCACAAGCGAAUUCUUCGCCUCGGCCAAGACGUCGCUGACCCGCAGCGCUAGCACACGCAGCUACCUGAGGGGCUCUUCAUCGGCGGCACCGUCUUCGUCGGCGGCGCCUGCCGAAGAAAAGCAGCAGAGUGGUGCUUUCAGUUCGCUGCAGAGGAAACCUAAACGCACAAGCAUCAGACGCAGGCUGCUCAAAUACAUCCCCGGUCUGAACCGAGCUCUAGAGGAGGAGGAGAGCAAACUGUAAUCCACUCAGCAAAAAAAAAACUCUCACACACAGAGCCAAAGACUGCAGACCAGACACCAGGAACGUGCCUUUGUAUCAUAAAACCUGACACCGAGUCGUAUUAGAAAACCAGUUAACUGUUACAGUAUGAAUUAACUGCUCGAUGAAUAACCAGAACUGAGAAUUUUUCCCUGACUGUAAAUACGAGUUAGUUGAAGUUGCGUUUUGUUGUACUGGACAAUUCCUGAUGGUAUUAUACGGUCAGAAAGCCGACAUUUCCCAUGUCUUAUUUUCGGACGUGCAUCACGUAGGACGAGAGGCGUAUCGAUGAGUCGUCUAAGACACGCAAACACCCAAAGUCCAAGAAGAAAUAACAAAAGUUUGGGACCAAAACUCCCAGUGUGCAACACCAAAGCAAGCACAGAGUGUUAGUGUCUGUGUGUUUUCAGUACUGCUACUUUGUG
Tachysurus fulvidraco (yellow catfish) is the source of this 1641-nucleotide messenger RNA. It is a transcript of the gene tamalin, whose product is annotated as trafficking regulator and scaffold protein tamalin. The record is from RefSeq and is a predicted model, not a curated record. NCBI's taxonomy places the organism in Eukaryota, Metazoa, Chordata, Actinopteri, Siluriformes, Bagridae. The transcript has 8 exons. The coding region runs from base 77 to 1198 and encodes 373 amino acids. Gene Ontology annotation, molecular function: protein binding.